AUGGAAUCUCAGAUGGCGAACCUCCACCUCGACGGUGGCUCCACCGCCGACCUCAAGCAAGGUUCAAGACCAUCACAUGCCACAGCGUCACACGGGAACAGACUUGCUCAUCCCACGAACUCUUCUCUCCGACCAUUGGCCCCAUCUAGCUCCAUCGCUUCGAAUAUGGGCAUCAACGUGGGCGUCAACAUGCAACACUUCAAUCGUCUCGCAGCAUCCUCCAAUCCUAACGGUAUCGCUCAGGGCAUCAAUCGCGCGGCUCAGCAACCUAUCAACGGCUCAAGACCCAGCACGCAACAGCAACAACCCAACCCUGCUCACAUCAAGAGUCGUCCACCAAGCGUCGCUGGUGGGUACAAUGCUGCUGCUGGUCCAUCCUAUCGUCCCACAGCAUCCACUGCACCACCAUCAAAGCAAGCAAGCAGCACUGGAUCGGCGACAUCCUCCGCCCCUUCCGUCGACCUGGGCAGGUACGAUGGCGGUCUGGAACGAGACGAAGCUCGCGGUCGUCGAGGAACCAUGCAAUUCGACCCACUCACGCUCUCCUCCUCCGACACGGGCAAAACCCAUCCUCCCACCCGCGUCUGGUCCUUCAACGACUUCGAAAUGGGUCGACCGCUCGGCAAGGGUAAAUUCGGCAGAGUCUACAUGGUUCGCACAAAAGGUGGUCCCAACAAGGGCUACAUCAUCGCCCUCAAGUGCAUGUACAAGAACGAACUUGUCGAGAACAAGGUCGAAAAACAACUUCGACGAGAAAUCGAGAUCCAGAUGAACCUGCGUCAUCCGCACAUCCUUCGACUUCACGGAUAUUUCCACGACGAAGGAAGGGUCUUCCUCAUGCUCGAGUACGCCGGUAGGGGAGAACUGUACAAGUUGAUGAACAAACUUCCAGAUCGAAGGUUCGAAGAGAAAAUCGCUGCAACGUAUAUCGCUCAGAUGGCAGAUGCUCUCUCGUAUCUCCACAGCAAACACGUCAUCCACCGCGACAUCAAACCGGAGAACCUCUUGUUGGGCAUCAAGGGGGAUCUCAAGAUCGGCGAUUUCGGUUGGAGCGUACACGCACCCGGAAACCGACGACAAACCCUCUGCGGUACCCUGGACUACCUCCCGCCCGAAAUGGUCAACGGCGAACAGCACGAUAAAGCAGUCGACCUCUGGGCCCUCGGCGUACUCUGCUUUGAAUUCUUGGAAGGCGUACCCCCCUUCGAAGAGCUCGAAAAUGCCCCCGCAGGUACCUACAGGAGGAUCAACAAUAUCGACUUCAAGAUCCCCAGACAUUUCAGUACUGAGGCAGCAGAUCUCGUCAGGGCGCUGUUGAAGAAGAAGCCAGACGAUAGGUUGCCCUUGACAAAGGUGCUGAGACACCCGUGGAUCAUGAAGUAUGAUCCGGAUGCUUGUCGACGUGCUUCCAGAGGCAAGAUCCAGUAG
Pseudozyma hubeiensis SY62 is the source of this 1428-nucleotide messenger RNA. RefSeq names its product likely protein kinase. The transcript has a single exon. The record is from RefSeq and is a predicted model, not a curated record. Gene Ontology annotation, molecular function: ATP binding; protein kinase activity. Gene Ontology annotation, cellular component: spindle microtubule; chromosome passenger complex; spindle midzone. The coding region runs from base 1 to 1428 and encodes 475 amino acids. Gene Ontology annotation, biological process: regulation of cytokinesis; protein phosphorylation; mitotic spindle organization. Lineage: Eukaryota; Fungi; Basidiomycota; Ustilaginomycetes; Ustilaginales; Ustilaginaceae.